AUGACGAAACUGCCCCUCCUCCUCCCUCUGCUCUCGCCUCGCGCCGCCUCCCCGUCGCGAGCCCUGACACCGCCACCCGCGCGCCUCCUCGCCGUCGCCGCUGCGGGAGCAAGCGUCCAGGACGCAGUGAUGUCAGCGGCCGCGACCGGGGAUUACCCGUGCCCAGUGUCCCCGCCCUACCCGGCCGUCUCCAAGGACGUGGAGCUACGGCGCGCCUUGACGGCCUCCGCCCGCUCCGGUGCCUACUCCUCCGCCGCCGUCGUGUUCGAGGACGAGUGGCUCGCCGUGGUGGACAAGCCCGCCGGCGUCUACUGCGAGGCCCUCCUCUCCGCCCUCCCUUGCUCCACCGCCUCCUCAGGGGAUCCUUCAAGUAAACCUAACCUUCACCUCGCGAACAGGCUAGAUCGUGAUACCAGUGGUCUCAUGGUCAUCACCAAAUGCAACAAAGUUGCAGCGAAGCUUGUGAAGGCCUUUACUGAGCACAAAGUGAAGAUAACAUAUCUAGCUCUUUGCAUAGGUUACCCACCAGCGUGGGAAAAGAUUAAGAUAUGUUCUGGUCAUGGGCGAUCAAAACACGGCGCUUGGCGUGUGUACGCUAUGUCUGACGUUGGCCGAACACUACCAGGGGGUUCCUCUGUAAGGGACAUGAGCACAAAAUUCGAAGUGCUAGGGACAGAUGGUGAAGGACAGUACAGAGAACCAUCUAAUGUUGACAUUGAUGAUAUAGAGUCGAUUACAGUACAAGAGAAAGCAGCUGACCAAACUUCAAAUGUUGAUGUGAAGAACCACAUGAUUUUUGUUAGAGCCUAUCCUCAAAGUGGACGAACACACCAGAUUCGUCUGCACUGUCAAUAUCUUGGGUUUCCUAUCAGAGGUGAUGUGAAGUACGGAGGAGUGAUCGAGUGGAACGGUGUGGACUGUGAUGGUCAUGCGUUGCAUGCAGAAAGCUUAUCGUUUGUGCAUCCGGUAACUGGAUUGCCUGUCACAUUCCGAGCACCUCUCCCUUCAUGGGCAAGUAAAAUUAUUUCAACAAUGGGAUGA
This is a messenger RNA of Triticum turgidum subsp. durum (durum wheat), 1041 nucleotides long. The record is from the annotation of a GenBank genome assembly. Lineage: Eukaryota; Viridiplantae; Streptophyta; Magnoliopsida; Poales; Poaceae.